This is a messenger RNA of Suillus discolor, 2123 nucleotides long. RefSeq lists its product as uncharacterized. The record is from RefSeq and is a predicted model, not a curated record. Bases 439 to 1905 code for a protein of 488 amino acids. Lineage: Eukaryota; Fungi; Basidiomycota; Agaricomycetes; Boletales; Suillaceae. The transcript has 3 exons.
AAAAAGUUGAUUUAAUUCUGCCUGGAGAACUUACUACAUUUACGUCCUCCGUAGCUCUGGGAUGACAAUAAGAAACCAAGGCGGGCCAGAGGGGGGUCGACUGGUUGUUGGAGGAAUGACAGUGAUUGUUUCUUUGUGCACCCGACAGAAAGAGAAUGGGACACGGCUAAACCGUCCUUUCCUCCUCCGGCACACGAGGUUCUUGACAACGAUAACGAAUUUUGCUACGAGCUGGGCAGCAGACAUAGGAGACCAAGUGGUUCUUCCGUGUUGUCAGAAUCUCGCUCCGACUACCCUCCACCCACUAGCCCGUCCAAAAGUCCUCGAGCACAUCGGCAGGACAGUAGGAACGACAAAGGAUCACGUUCACCCGCCACAUCAGUGGCUGAAUCUGACAAACUCGAAAAACUACGAAGGGACGGCGGCUAUCACCGGCGCAUGAGCAUAGCAGGUUCGUCGUCGUCUUUCUCCAGACGUCGUACUCCCCCUUUGGAUGAUCGCGGGAGGCGCGGCGACCGUGCUUGCUCACCGAGACGAUUAUCCCCGCGGCGCCAAAUGUCCAUCACAAAGACCGUCAUGCCACCACCACCACCACCCUCGCACCUACCACAGCCUCCUCAAGGGACUCCACCAACGGAUCCACUACCUCCUGUUCCUGUGCCACCAUCCUUCCUUUCUCUAGACAUAUCAGAAAAGCCGCCCGAAAAGUCUCAAGCAUUAUCAGGAAAUGAUCUACGCAAAGUCUGGAAUGAAAGAGUGGAUCUACUUUUCGCAUCUGUAAAGGCGCGCGAACAGUUGAGCUAUGCAGAGGCAGACUUGAAACUGAAUAAGCUGGGCGAGUCCUCCCGCAUGACCAACGUGUCGAACGCUCGUGCCAGAACUCAGACGGAAUUGCGGUGCCAGACGAAGAAGAACGAGAUUUCCGAUAGCAUCCAAAAACUCGCUGCAUCAGAAUUCUGGCCGGCUCUCAAACCACCUGAUUUGCAAAGCGUGGAAGCCAAGUUUUCCGGCAUGAAGCAACAAAUAACAGAACUGAAAGAUUCAGUCAGCGAACUCAGUACAUCUUUCUCUGCACUCCUCAGGUCAAAGCACCCUAGCACCGCCUCCAGAUCAGGUGAACCCCCACUGAAGAAGCGGAGGUUGGAGGGAGAGGAUGCCACAGCUGGCUCUAGUGAAGUCACCUUCUCACUCAGUGCCUUCGAUGGCAUUCAAGCCCGCUUGAGCAAUGUCGAUAGCCAGCUACUCGACCUUCAGAAUGACAUUUUGCAGCGCGACACGAUCAUGGGGGAUGAUAUUGAAUCUCGCAUCGACGCUCGGCUGGAAGAGGUGGUGAUAUUCCCGGAUGAAGAUGACAUGAAACCUUCGUCAGCAGCUGUAACUGCUGUGGUGCAGGUUGAGACUGCCAAGGCCCUGGACAUUAUCCAUAUAACCGGCCAACAGCUGGGAGAAGUGGCGCAGGAGGUUGCGAACUUGAUGAUACAGAGCAAAUGUACCGACGACGAAGCUACGCGGUUAAGACAGGAAAACGAGCAGCUCAAAAUUGAGAUCAUCAAGCUCAAGUCCUCGGCAGAGGCUGACGCCAAAGUGGUACAGCAAAAUAACGAACAAGUAGAGGCUUUAGCAGCAGCUCUGCAGGCCUACAUCUCACAAGCUCCACCACCACCUCCACAACCAGUUAUUCCAACCCACGAAUAUCUCAUGGAAGAGCUCGAAGACCAUAUUCUUUCCAGUUCUAUCAAGGCCAUUGAGCCACUCCUGCGGGAGAUGAAGGACGAGGUCUCCAAGAUGUUAAAUGACGAGAAUGACGAUAUGUAUCAAAAUCUGUGGCCAAAGAUCGAGCUUGUGUUACGCAUGGUGGAGACGGUUAAAAAGGGUAGUAAUAUCAUUCUCGAACCGGAGGAGUAAGAACGUGUCACGGUUUACACUUCCAACAUAAGAGUGUAGUUGUAUAUCCCUGCCAUAGCACAGAUGUCAUCCAUUUGAAUCCUUGUUGGCAUUCGAGGUUAAUGAUAUAGAUAUAUCCACAUAGUGCAACAUUCAGGUGUAGACGUACAGACACUCAGUCGUAUUCAUCAUCCUGUCUGAACGCUGCUGAAUAUGCCAAUAUGGUUCCAUACACCAGU